UAAUCCGUUUGUAUCCUCUCCUGCAAAUUUGCAAUCCCUUCUUCCUCCAGUUCACCCGAGUCGAACAUCUUCCGGCCGCUGCCAUCCGCCGCAAUACCUACCAUGAGGCUUCCCGUCCUCGGCCGCCCCGGUGGCUGUUUGCUCUUUCCCCACCCUAGGUCCUCCGUACUAUGCCUCGCCCACCAAAGCCCCAUCUUCAAAAUCCCCAUCUUUGACCCCAAGAAGACCUGUUGCCGAACGCACGCCACCUCCGCCGCCCCCUUGGCUCCCUCCUCCGUUCCCUCUCGUCGCUCCUCGGCACGCCCCGCCCCACCACGCCCUUCCUCCCUUUACGCCCGCCCCAGCCUCCAGCAGAUGGAGGUCGAUCGCGCCGCCAACCGCGCCCGCGUCUAUGACUUCCUGCGCUCCCUUGGCAUCGCUCCUGACGAGCUCGACGGCCUCGAGCUCCCUGUCACGGUCGACGUCAUGCGCGAGCGUGUCGACUUCCUCCACUCCCUAGGUCUGACUGUCGAGGAUAUCAACAACUACCCCCUCGUCCUUGGAUGCAGCGUCAAGAAGAACAUGGUGCCGGUGCUUGACUACCUCGGCAAGCUCGGCGUCCGCAAGGCCACCUUCACUGAGUUCCUGCGGCGGUACCCGCAGGUUCUACACUCCAGCGUUGUGGUGGACCUCAUGCCUGUCGUCAAGUACUUGCAGGGCAUGGACAUACGGCCUGUUGACAUUCCCCGGGUUCUUGAGAGGUACCCUGAGGUGCUCGGGUUCAAACUGGAGGGAACAAUGAGCACAUCAGUGGCGUAUGUCGUUGGAAUUGGCGUUUCAAGGAGAGAGAUUGGUGCUAUCCUUACGCGAUACCCAGAGAUACUAGGGAUGCGGGUGGGAAGGGUGAUCAAGCCUUUUGUUGAGUUCCUCGAGUCCCUAGGGCUACCAAGACUUGCAGUGGCGAGGCUGAUAGAGAAAAGGCCUCAUAUUCUUGGCUUUGGCUUGGAGGACCAGGUGAAACCAAAUGUGACAGCUUUGCUAGAGUUUGGUGUUAGGAACGAGGCGCUAGCUUCCAUCAUAGCGCAGUAUCCAGACAUUAUUGGCAUUGAGCUGAAGGCUAAGCUUACUUCGCUACAGAGCUUGUUUGAAUCACAUGUUUUGGUUGAUCGUGAAGAUUUUGGAAGAAUCAUUGAGAAGAUGCCUCAAUCUGUUAGUUUAAGCCGUUCUACCAUACUGAAGCAUAUAGAUUUUCUCAAAUGUUGUGGCAUUUUGCUAAAGCAAGUAAGCAAAAUGGUCCUUAGCUGCCCGCAAUUACUUGCUCUUAAUCUCGACAUCAUGAAAAUGAGCUUUGACUUUUUCCAAUCUGAGAUGAACAGGGAUUUGGAAGAACUGGUUCAAUUUCCUGCCUUCUUUACCUAUGGUCUUGAGUCCACAGUGAGACCCAGGCAUGAAAUUAUCUCCGAGAGAGGAAUUAAGUGUUCUUUGGCAUGGUUACUUAACUGUAGUGAUGAGAAGUUUGAAGAACGAAUGAAGUAUGAUUCUAUCGGGAUCGAUGAAAUGAGUACAGAAUCAAUGUUAAAGCCAAGGGUAGAAUAUGAACCUGUCGAUGAAGAAGAUGGUGAGGAAGAAGAGGAAUCUUCCUUUGAAUAUGUAGAAGAUAGUGAGUAUGAAGAGACUGAUGAUGAAUAUCUGUGACUUCUAUCAAGCACCAAUAUUCUCUCUGGUGUCAUUGGCUUCAUCAAAGCAUUACAAAGGAGCACGUUUGAACAAGAUUACUUGUAAACUGUCUCGAAUCCUUUUGAUGCAAUACUGAAUGAGUCUUGUUUCAGUUUUCAAAUAAUUGAAUGAUAUGAAGUAUGAUUUGCAAGAGGUACUAAUUCUGAUC
Molecule: messenger RNA, 1864 nt
Organism: Zingiber officinale
Lineage: Eukaryota; Viridiplantae; Streptophyta; Magnoliopsida; Zingiberales; Zingiberaceae
Product: transcription termination factor MTERF4, chloroplastic-like
Exons: 1
Coding region: 103-1674 (523 amino acids)
Biological process (GO): regulation of DNA-templated transcription
Molecular function (GO): double-stranded DNA binding
Source: RefSeq, a predicted model, not a curated record